Pongo pygmaeus (Bornean orangutan) is the source of this 2164-nucleotide messenger RNA. RefSeq lists its product as uncharacterized. The record is from RefSeq and is a predicted model, not a curated record. Lineage: Eukaryota; Metazoa; Chordata; Mammalia; Primates; Hominidae. The transcript is spliced from 4 exons. Bases 1 to 654 code for a protein of 217 amino acids.
AUGCCUGUAAUCCCGACAACUCUGACGGCCAAGCUACCCUUCUUCAGCCCGCAACACACAGACCUGGCGGGGAGGUCGCUGUUACCAGCCCCCACUCUGACGAGAAGACUGCCCAGCCCCAAGCGCUGUAGCGCCCCGGGGACCGCCACUCACGCGGAGCCAAUCGGAACUCGCGGCGGGGCUGCUGGGUCUUCCAGGAGCGCGCAUGAGCGGACGCUGGCUACGGGUGGCCGGUCGGGAUGUAACCGGCUGCUGAGCUGGCAGUUCUGUGUCCCGAGGCUUCCGCCCGGCCGCAGCCGCACAUACGCUGCGAGGAGGAGCUUUACGACUUCCCGGUCUUCGGGGCCAGGCGCAGCAAGGGCCAGACUCUGCCCUAGCAGGCGCUGCGCGCCAACCGGCUGGCACCUGUCGCAGAAGGUGCAACCGAUCGCACUGUCGCGCGGAAGCUCCUCAAUGGCCAGCUCCAGCUGCAGCCCCAGCCGCCCACUCGCCUCUCCUGAGCCUGGGUCAACUGAAAAAGUGUUUGAUGACAACUUGCAGCAUAGAGACAGAGAAGACACACGGGCAUAUGCUUUGGACUGCAAAAUCCCUAAGGUGUCCUUCCAAAUGUUAACUGGGGAUUCUAUAAAAGAAGCAACAAUGUUGAUUAUUUAAUUAUAGUAUUGAAAGAAGUGCUAUAGUGAGUCAACUUGGCUCACAAUACAAGACACUUGAAGACUAGAGCAUGCUCUUGGGUUCUUAAUAAACUGUGAUCAGUUUGUACCUCCAGGUGAACAUGCUUAUUUUGACCUUAUUGAAGUUUAUGCCUUUACCUGUUAGUGUCCUUUAUCUUCUCACAUCUAUUGUUGCCUUUGAAAAAUCCGUUGGGAAUUUUCUAAGUCUGAUCAUUUGUAAGAUAACUUUUCUUUUUUAGGUUAUGGGUUGUUUUUCUUAUCCCUUAUCUUUUUCUUUCUUCUCCAUCUUUUACUGGUAUAUAACUAGAAAUAGAUUUUAAAAUACUUUUCCAGACUUCAUAAGUUUUUAUAAUAUGAGAUUACAUGUUUCAUCAACUCUGAAAUAUCCUCAGUCAUUCUUUUCUUUGAAUAUUGUCUUCCCUAAUUCUCUUUAUUCUAUCCUUCCGGAAUUCUUUUCCAAAGAUUCUCUGGACAUUCUCAUUUCUUCUCCAUGUCUCUCCAAUUUUCUUAUAUUUUCUUUAUUUCUCGGUCUUUCCUUCUAAGCAAAGCUUGUGAAAAUUAAUGCUAUUCUCUUUCAUGGGCUCUUACCCUGGGAUGUCAGUUAUACAGAAAAAAAAAGUCGUAUUCAAGAAUGAGAAUCUAUUCUUGGUCUUUGGAGAUCAAGUCAGUGUUAAUUUAAAUAUGAGUUUAUUGGCCCUAUUUUCCUUCAGAUUUAGAAGGAUCUGUGAUUCUUUUCAAUACUGCGGCACUGUGUAACUUUCUUAGCUGGAAAACAGUGCACUUUUCCCUGAAAAUGAUAACUCAACUCUCCAUAAUGUCUCUUUCUAGUAUCAAAAUUUUAUGGUGCAUAAGUUCCACAGAAGGGUAAAUAUGUAAAUAAUGGCAUACAAUCUUAAUGAUUUUAAUCUUAUUGAAACACUUAUGCAAGUUAAAAUUUUAGUUUUGCUCUUGCUUGUAAUUUUGCGGCAAAUUUUCUCCAUUUCUUCUAGAUUUGAAUGGAAUUUAAAAAUAUCCCUAAACCUUUACUUUAUGAUUAAGAAUAUGAUCAUUGAGGGCAAACAAGAAGAGAUGAUUUUACACUGUUAUCAUGAGACAACUUUUUAAAAGACAAUUUUUAAUGAAUCAGCAAUUGCUGUUUUGAUACUAUAAAAGAUGCAACGUAUAAGAUAUAACUCGCUCUUCAGGAAGUUCAGGAGGACUUUCAAUUAAACAGUAAGAGCAAACUAAUAAGACAUGAGAUGUUUAGGAAAAGAAAUAUGCCUCUUGAGUUCUCAUCAGAUAUAUUUUUAACAGAGUUACAAGAAAAGAAAACCUUAAAUUCCUUCAUGUGCAUAAUGAAACACUGAUGAUGUUAUCCUUGGGAAGAUUUUUUUUUUCUGUGGAAUGUAUCCAUAUGGCCUUCAAAUUCUUGAACACCCUAGAAUGACAUUCUAAUUGAAGAACAACAGAAGAGAGGUCAAAGAAAAUAAAGCUUUAAACAUUCCAAGAAA